AUGGUCAAGUCUACAAUUGUCGCUGCUGGUCUUUUGGCCGGUGCCUCUGUUGCCAAUGCUCAACUUGGUCCCCCAAGCGCUCAAAAGCAGUUCUCUCAAGAGUUCCAAGAUGGUAACAGUGUUUUGAAACACUUUGGUGGUUGGGGUCCUUACUCUGACAGAACCUCUUACGGUAUUGACCGUAACACUCCUUCCAACUGUGAGGUCGAUCAAGUGUUCAUGCUCAUGAGACAUGGUGAGAGAUACCCUGAUGCUUACAUGGGUGGCCCAAUGGUCGAGACUUACCAAAAGAUCAAGUCUAAUGUUAAGAACUUUGUUGGUUCUUUGUCAUUCUUGAACACUUGGCAGACUACUUUGGAUGAUCCCAACAUGUGGUCUCAAGAGACCUACUCUGGUCCUUACUCUGGUCUUGCCACUGGUUACAGAGUCGGUGUUGAAUACCGUGAUCGUUAUGGUCACCUGUGGCACGGAAACCAAGUCCCUAUUUUCACUUCUGGUUAUGAGCGUGUCAUUAACACUGCUAGAAGAUUUGGUGAGGGUUUCUUCGGUUAUAACUACACCGACGCCGCUUUCCUUAAUAUCAUUCCCGAAGAUGCUACUGAGGGUGCCAACUCUUUGACCCCUACUUGUUUCGCACCUGUUAACAGUGUUCCUAACUAUGAGAUUGUUUCCGAGGCCGAAUUGGCCCCAUUCCCUGCUUUCCAGGCUGCUGCAGACCGUCUGAAUGCUGAGAACCCCGGUCUUAACGUCAACCUCACUGAUGUUUACAACCUCAUGUUGCACGCUCCUUUCGAGUUGAACGCUCGUUCUUCCAGCCCUUGGGUUGAUGUUUUCACUCUUGACGAGUGGCAAAGUUUCAAGUACAUGCAAUCCUUGAUGUACUACUACUUGGCAGGUCCUGGUUUGAACUCCACUGUUCCCGCCGGUGCUGUUUUCGCCAACGCUACUCUUACUGCUAUGAAUCAAGGUCCUGAUCAGGCUGGUACCAUGUUCUGGAACUUUGCUCACGACGGUAACAUUACUCCUGUUCUUGCUGCUUUGGGUUUGUUGGUUCCUCCUUCCGACCUUCCUACUGAUAGAAUUGUUCACGACACUGUCUACUCUAUGUCUGACAUUGUCCCCAUGGGUGCUCACUUGGUCCUUGAGAGAAUGACCUGUACUGCUCCUACCGGUGCUAGCAACAGCACCAACAGCACCGGCUCUUUCAACAGCACUGAUUCAUCUUCUGACAACGAAGAUGUUUUUGUCCGUGUUCUGCUUAACGAAGCUGUUCUUCCUUUCGAGGACUGUCAAAACGGACCUGGUUACUCUUGUCCUCUUACCAACUACACUGCCAAGCUUCAAUCUACUCUUGUUGAUUAUGCUAAGGUCUGUCAAGUCCCCAAGGAGUACCCUCAAUACCUUUCUUUCUUCUGGGACUACAACCAAACCAACUCUCUCAACUAUCUCCAAGGCGAGAUUGCUUCCCAAUUAACUGAUACCACCUGGGAUGACAAGCCUGCUGCUUAA
Molecule: messenger RNA, 1509 nt
Organism: Sugiyamaella lignohabitans
Lineage: Eukaryota; Fungi; Ascomycota; Dipodascomycetes; Dipodascales; Trichomonascaceae
Gene: PHO3
Product: acid phosphatase PHO3
Exons: 1
Coding region: 1-1509 (502 amino acids)
Cellular component (GO): fungal-type cell wall
Molecular function (GO): acid phosphatase activity
Source: RefSeq, a predicted model, not a curated record